AUUUGCAUGUAAUGGUUCAAGCUCAUGUGUGCAUUGUUCAAUGUAAGACACUAAAAGAGCUUUAAUAAUUUAGGCAUGCUGAGAUGGCUUUCCGAUUGCGGCUUGAAUGUUCAGCCAUUGUAUUCAUUCAGGUUAAUUAGUAGUUGCAUAGAAGGAUAAUGUGGAAUAUCAUCUCACGUGGGUGAUCGUGGGAGUGAAAAAGUUACUUGUAGUAAUUCAUUGUAUCAUCAUUCUUUCAUUGAAGUAUAAAACAUUAAUGUGAUACGUGUGAACUCUGCUAAUACAUAUAUGUAGCAGUAAUUGUUUGUGUUAUGCAGAAAAGUAUCCCUGUAUUUUUCACCACCAGAAGCACUGGUGCUAUUUCAAACCACGUAAAUGUUUCUUUUUUCAUAUUUUGCAGAUUGUUUUAAUUUGAUAUUUCUCACUUGCAUUUCAUUUCACAUGCUUUGUGUGUUCAAAAAUGGAAUGAUGCUUUUGCUGUCCUGCACUGUAUAGAUACUUGUGUGCAAAAGAAGCAGUGCCUGGAUUAGCUCUAGUGGCAAACGUCCAUAAGAAACUUUGUCUCUCCAUGUAGUUUUAAAAUUGCACACAGAUCAGACCUCUAUCUAUUGGCAGCAGGUGUUUGGGUGUUUUAAGCAUAGUAUUUAUGUAGAGAGAGUUGGGAGUACUGUGUCACUGGACCCUUACCAGUCAGUGGGAUGUGGUUUGGGUAGGCCACGGUUAUGACAUACUUAGAAGUAUAGCAACACUUCUUGACUGCUGCAGUUGUGGUUUACGUAGUGUGUGACACAUAAUUUGCAUUGCAUUCCUGUCUUCCUGUGGCUUUGCAGGUUUCUUCUCAUUGGAGUCUCCAGAGCAGUACAGUUCACUAGUGACCGUAGAGAGCGGAUGGCAUACCUGUCGGCAGUGCACCUAUAUGACGAAGGAAAGGACGAAUAUGGAAAGUCACCUUCGCAAAUAUGCGGGAAAACCCCUCUACCAGUGCCACUUAUGUCCUGCUGUGUUCACUCACAACUGCUCCCUCGUGCACCACAUACGCACCCACACAGGAGAGCGUCCCUUUUCCUGUGACCACUGCAGUGCAUCCUUUUUGCGGAAAGCCACACUGAAUGAUCACUUGCACAGCCACACAGGAGAGCGUCCCUACUCCUGUGACCACUGCAGUGCAUCUUUUUCGCACCGAAAAACCCUCACGCAGCACUUGCUCACCCACACGGGAGAGCGUCCCUUUUGCUGUGUCCACUGCAAUGCAUCCUUUUCGCACCGGACCACACUGAAGAGGCACUUGAGCACCCACAGCAGAGAGUGUUCCUUUUCCUGUGUCUAUUGCAGUGCAUCCUUUGCUCAAAAAGGCAAGCUCAGUGACCACAUCUCCCGCAUAGUAUCCUCCGUGCUGGAUGAGAUGCGAGGAGCCCCAUUCCAUCCCAACCUGGAUGCAGCAUGUAUUGAAGCUGACAACUGCUUCCCCCUUGUGCAGUACGCGGAUGACACGUCCAUCCUUGCCCCUAUCCUUUGUCCCUCCACAAGUGAGGAUCUCCAGGAGUACCUAAUGGUGAUCGACUCCUGGAUCAUCUCCAACCACCUGAAGCUGUCCCCCGAUAAAUGCAGUGUAAUGAAGUUCUUGAGUGCUCGCCUGCCUGCCAAGCCCUCAUACACUAUGCGCGGUAUCCCUCUUCCCACGGAGGAUUCACUGAAAAUCUUAGGUGUGACGUUCACCAGCACUCUGGACUUCAGCCUUCAGGUUGCAAGCGUCGUUGCUAAGGCUCGCCGCGUCCUCAGCUUCGUGUCCAGAUUCUCUAAACCAUGCGGUCCCGCUACAUUUGCCCUUCUGUACACAUCACUCGUGCUGCCUAUCCUUGAAUAUGGCUUCGCCGUAUGGUCACCCAACCAACAGCACCUUAUCGCCCGCAUCGAAAGCGUACAAAGAAGAGCCUCGCGCAUCCUCUACGCACGCUCCAUAAAGUCUCCGCCGGCGGACUACGUUACCCGCCUGAAGAUGGCCAAGUGGCGUCCUCAGCGACAACGUCGUGCUGUGACCCAAAUGUGCCUGCUGUGUCGUCUACUCGAUGGCUCGACUGCUCCCUGGCGGACACCCCCUUAUCGUCAGCAGUACGUGUGUCCCAAAGGCUGGAAGCAUCAGGGCUGGUACUCAUUGCAGAACAAGGAGCAGGGGCAGGCAGUGACGACGCGGGUCCCAGCACUGAUUGCGAUCCACAAAAAUGUGGUGCAGUGGUAUGGGGGACGGAGAGGUACUCAGGAGAAACAUGUCUUCUACAAGGAAGCACCCUUCAGUGCAGACAGUGUGAAGUACCUUGGAGUGCGCAUGAACAAGGGGCCCAGACAUCUUGAGCAGCACGAGCACGCAAUGAGGAUGAAGGCAACAAGAUACGUGGGCAUCUUGAUAAUUUGCAUUGCAUCCUUGUCAUCGUGUGGCUUUGCAGGUUUCUUCUCAUCUGAGUUUCCAGAGCAGUACAGUUCACUAGUGACCGUAGAGAGCGGAUGGCAUACCUGUCGGCAGUGCACCUAUAUGACGAAGGAAAGGACGAAAAUGGAAAGCCACCUUAACAAACAUGCGGGAAAACCCCUCUACCAGUGCCACUUAUGUCCUGCUGUGUUCACUCAGAACUGCUCCCUCGUGCACCACAUACGCACCCACACAGGAGAGCGUCCCUUUUCCUGUGACCACUGCAAUGCAACGUUUACGAAGAAGGCCCUGCUCAAGAUCCACUUGCGCACCCACACAGGAGAGCGUCCCUACACUUGCGACCAGUGCAAUAAAUCCUUUUCACAAAAGACCACCCUGAUACAGCACUUGCGCCUCCACACAGGAGAACGUCCCUUUUCGUGCAACCACUGCAGUGCAUCCUUUUCGCAGAAGGCCACGCUGAAUGACCACUUGCACACCCACACGGGAGAGCGUCCCUUUUCCUGUGACUAUUGCAAUAAAUCCUUUUCGCAGAAGGCUUCCCUGACACAGCACUUGCGCAUACACACAGGAGAGCGCCCCUUUUCCUGUGACCACUGCAGUGCAACGUUUAUAAAGAAGAGCAACCUCACGAGCCACUUGCGCAUCCACACAGGAGAGCGUCCCUACUCCUGUGACUACUGCAGUGCAUCCUUUCCACACAAGACCAGCCUCAUGCAGCAUCUUAACACCCACACAGGAGAGCGUCCCUUCUCCUGUGACCACUGCGAUGCAUCAUUUUCGCACCGAGGCACCCUCGUGAACCACUUGCUGACCCACACAGGAGAACGUCCCUUUUCCUGUGUCCACUGCAAUGCAUGCUUUUCGAAGAAAGCCAACCUACGCGACCACAUCUCCCGUCUCCAUUUGUAGAAAAAGCCCUAAAGGCAUAGUAUCCUCCAUGACUCUGUCUUACUGUGCUGGAUGAGAUGCGAGGUGCCCCAUUCCAUGCCAACCUGGAUGCAGCAUGUAGUGAAGCUGUGAUGUCGACAAAUGGGAAGAUUGCCAUUGACGUUGACAUCCCCAAAUGGGAUGUCGACAAAUGGAGCUUCGAAAAUGGUCUUCUUU
Messenger RNA from Rhipicephalus sanguineus (brown dog tick), 3532 nucleotides. Its product is annotated as zinc finger protein 26-like. Lineage: Eukaryota; Metazoa; Arthropoda; Arachnida; Ixodida; Ixodidae. The transcript has 7 exons. Gene Ontology annotation, biological process: regulation of transcription by RNA polymerase II. Gene Ontology annotation, molecular function: RNA polymerase II cis-regulatory region sequence-specific DNA binding; DNA-binding transcription factor activity, RNA polymerase II-specific. The coding region runs from base 917 to 3337 and encodes 806 amino acids. Gene Ontology annotation, cellular component: nucleus. The record is from RefSeq and is a predicted model, not a curated record.